This is a messenger RNA of Aspergillus welwitschiae, 582 nucleotides long. RefSeq lists its product as uncharacterized. The coding region runs from base 243 to 539 and encodes 98 amino acids. The transcript has a single exon. Lineage: Eukaryota; Fungi; Ascomycota; Eurotiomycetes; Eurotiales; Aspergillaceae. The record is from RefSeq and is a predicted model, not a curated record.
GCGACAAUGUUGCUGUCACUGACCCGUUCCAUUGGGGCUAGGAUUAUGAAGUAAAUGCAACUGACGGCCGGUCCUGUCCCUGAUAUUUCGUCGCGUUAACUUGGAAGGCGUGGGCAGAGGCUUCGCCAUACCUACUUCAAUCCCGGAGUAUGCAAGCUAGUGUAUCCACCAUAUGCAACUAAAGUAACUCGGCGAUUGGUCUCAACCGAUAAACAAAUUAUGAGGUCAAAUUGAAGUUAAUUAUGCGCUCACACGGCACUCCAACCCGGCUCGACGACCGAUACAACCCAACGCGCACGUUCCUUGCCAAUCCAGGUACCAUCAGUUGGAAUCAACCAGGGUUAUCCGAAUCGCAUAUCCGAGGAAGUCCGGAACUUCUGAUGCACAUGUGCGUGUGCAAUCACAGCGUCGACAUUGGUCCUCAAGGACAUCCUGUCCUAUGGUCUCUUUUCCAAUCUCGCGUCGCAAACGCAAUGUUCCCCUGCAUGUAUCUUCUAGAACUUCUGGAAGGCUUCUGUGGUACAGCAAUAUUACGAUAGUCGUACUGCCGAAUGUGUACUUGGAACCCGGAUGGUACACCUA